Aspergillus heteromorphus CBS 117.55 is the source of this 843-nucleotide messenger RNA. RefSeq names its product putative L-PSP endoribonuclease family protein Brt1. The record is from RefSeq and is a predicted model, not a curated record. NCBI's taxonomy places the organism in Eukaryota, Fungi, Ascomycota, Eurotiomycetes, Eurotiales, Aspergillaceae. Gene Ontology annotation, molecular function: deaminase activity. Gene Ontology annotation, cellular component: cytosol; mitochondrion. The transcript has 3 exons. The coding region runs from base 1 to 417 and encodes 138 amino acids.
AUGUGGAAGCCGUCAAGAGUCCCCAUCCGCACCCAGAAUGCCCCCCUCCCCCCUCCCUUCCUCUCCCAGGGCAUCGUCGUCGGCAACAUGGUCUACUGCUCCGGGCAGGUGGGCGUGGAUCCCGCCACGGGCAAGAUGGUGGAGGGCUCCAUUCAAGAGAGAACGAAACAAAUCCUCCGAAAUCUCAGCGCCGUCCUGGAAGCCGGAGGCUCGAGUCUCCACGAUGCCGUAAAAGUGAACAUCUUCCUGGCCGACAUGAACGACUUUGCGGCCGUCAAUGAAGUUUACAGUUCAUCUUUUGUGGACCCCAAGCCCGCCCGGACAUGUGUCGCCGUCAAGACAUUGCCUCUGGGAACGGACGUGGAGAUUGAAUGCACCGGAGUGGUGAGAGUGCCGAACCGGGGCUCUCGUCUCUGAAUCAUGCAGUUUCCAUUAUGCAUCCCGGGUUCGUGAGCACUUAAAUCACCGCUGCAGGGGUAAUGCAAUGUGAUCUGUGAUGUGCUUAUAUGCAGAUGAUUUGCAUUUUGGCUGAAUGUACAGUUAGAACCUCUUAUCUGCACACCAUACUCGAUAGACAAAUUUGCGAUCCCCGCUCUCUCUCUCUCUCUCUCUCUCUCUCUCUCUAUGCAUGUGCAAUGUACAUCACGGGUAACCGAGCUUGGGUGCGACGAGAUACCGAUCAUGGGACGCAGCAGGUGACCGGAUCGAACCUUGUACUGGGGGGGGGGGUUCUUCUCAGUUCUCAGUUCUGGGGCCUCCAUUAUUUAAACGAUCGAUCCCAGUCUGUUUCAGAUCGGCUGGGUCGGCCAGGGCAAAGUUUAUCCACGGCAGGACCAGAAACCG